ACUUCGUUUUUAGUUGGAAUUACUUUGUUACAGCGUAUCUUUUGUGUGUGAAGUUAAUGUGUGAGUGUUGUGAACCUGAUUUGUGUUUUGAAACAGUUGGGACUUCACACGGUCUCAGGGGAUCUAGUCUGCCUUGUUUCACACCUUAUUACUUGUCACGUUGGUGGAUUACAGCUCCCUGAUUGGCUCAUCUUCUAAAUAGUCUUAUUUGAUUGGGUGGCGCUCCACUAGGAAGCUAUGUUGGGGUAUUUUUCACGUUAGCCCAUUACCACCCUCAGAAACAAUAGCCCCUCUUUAAUUGUCCUGUUCUCAUUUAACAAUUAACUUCUAUCUGGCAAAUUGGCACGGAAAGGUGCCUCUCAAGCUUACGGUAUUGACCUGAUAUACGUGACAAUGUGUGUACAAACAGCCAAUCAGAAGCAAGCAAUUCGCCCACGUGACAUCCGGCUACCCAAUCAGGUGGUCCCAUUAGAGCACGGCAAAUCACUCGACCCUAUCAGGAGAGAUUAGUUCCCCGAUAACACAUGACUUUUAGAGCAGCUGUAUGCGAUUACAGAGCCAGAUUGAUCAUGUAGAUGGAGUUUUCUCCUCCUCCUUUCCUUCUUUAUUUUGUGUUCCUCCUCCUCGUCCAGCCCGCUUCUGUUUACAGGGCUGUCAGUAACACUAGCUUUACCGAUUCCGCGUCCUUUUCGUGCGACAAGUUACCGGGGCUGUCUGCCCAUCAUCUCUCUCUGUGUCGGCGGUAUCCUAACCUCAUGAGAUACGUCCAGGAUGGCAUCAGAAGGGCCCAGGAGGAAUGCCAGACCCAGUUCCGAUACAAUAGAUGGAACUGCACUUCUAUAGACAACAGACCUUUCAUGAAGCUUCUAGAACGAGGUUUCCGAGAGUCGGCGUUUUCAUACGCCAUAGUUUCCGCCGGUAUUACGUACAUGUUGACUAACGCGUGCGGACAGGGCGAGUUUCCAGAGUGUUUCUGUCAAGGCGGAGACUUUUUCAACUCCAACAUCACCGCCAACGCUACAUCCUUCCACUAUACGAACGGGAGCUCGUGGCACAUGUCAGGAUGUGAUGACAAUGUUGAAGUAGCUUCUAACAUAGUCAUGGAGUCCCAGAAAACUUACAGUAGGAGGAGACGAAAUAUCGACACCAGAGCGCUGGUAGCUCAACAUAACAACAAAGUUGGCAUACAGGCCCUCCAAGACACAGUAACACUGGAUUGCCGGUGUCACGGAAUGUCCGGCACGUGUGCCACCAAGACGUGCAUGAGGAAGAUGCCGCCCUUUUCAGUGGUAGGCGAUUACCUGGAGUACAAGUUCCACGGGGCCCGGCGAGUGAUCCACAAGAAGUCAGGUUACGGUCUGUUAGUAGCGUCUCCUGGUCGGAAAGAGCCACGGGAGCCUCGCCGAGAUGAGCUCCUGUACUACGAGAAGAGCCCCAACUUCUGCUCAGCAGAUCCAGCACUGAACUGGGCCGGGACAGUCGGACGGCGCUGUGUGAUUGCGUCGGACCCACGACAACGCGACCUGCACUGCGACGUGUUGUGUUGCAAAAGAGGGUAUUACACAUUAUUCGAGGUUAAGACUGUGGACUGUAACUGUAGACUUGAGAACUGCUGCUCUCUGACGUGUGACCGGUGUAACGUGACUGUCCCUAUCCAUUAUUGCAAUUAGACUGCUCCAUUUCUACCCUUUCAUAUUUUACUCUUCUAAGAGUUAAAACUUGACUUCCACCCGUGCCUCCGUGAGGCUUAUUAGUGCACAAAGCAAACAUUGACAAAUGGUGGACCAUAAACACAUUUUCAUACUAGCACUAAUAUUUCAUUAAUCAGAUUUACAAUUUUUGAUAGGCUAGUGUUAGUGUUACGUCGAUUCGCCAGAUUUACCAUAUAAUUUGAUUUACUUAAAUUCUUUGCAAAUAAAAACGCAAUAUUAUUGUAAUUUGGCGUUUUUCAAAUCAAAUAGGACUAGGUUAUACCCUUUGAAUUUGAUAUAUUUUAUUUAAAACUAGAAAGUAGACACAUUUCUGAUAUUCUUAGCAAUUAAGAUUUGAUAUCUUACCUAUGAAAACUGUCGCUUGAUAAUGACAGAUCGUUAAGUAUGUUCUGAGAUGUAAAUGGUGAGAGUGCUAGUAACUGUAGAAACUUGAGAUAAUUUUAUGGUUGGACUCCCUUAGAGUUAGAUCAUAGAUUCUGGAAUUUUGAUACUAUCGCAGCUAGCUAUGUUUUGUAUACAAAGACUAAAGCAGUGGAAUGUGUUUAUAAAUGUGUUGCUAUUUGUAAUUUAAUUUAUUUGUUUUAGUUGCAAAACUUG
Molecule: messenger RNA, 2309 nt
Organism: Bolinopsis microptera
Lineage: Eukaryota; Metazoa; Ctenophora; Tentaculata; Lobata; Bolinopsidae
Product: protein Wnt-4-like
Exons: 6
Coding region: 576-1670 (364 amino acids)
Biological process (GO): cell fate commitment; canonical Wnt signaling pathway; multicellular organism development
Cellular component (GO): extracellular region
Molecular function (GO): cytokine activity; frizzled binding
Source: RefSeq, a predicted model, not a curated record